Messenger RNA from Onychomys torridus (southern grasshopper mouse), 381 nucleotides. It is a transcript of the gene Ly6g6c, whose product is annotated as lymphocyte antigen 6 family member G6C. NCBI's taxonomy places the organism in Eukaryota, Metazoa, Chordata, Mammalia, Rodentia, Cricetidae. The record is from RefSeq and is a predicted model, not a curated record. The coding region runs from base 1 to 381 and encodes 126 amino acids. The transcript has 3 exons. Gene Ontology annotation, cellular component: external side of plasma membrane; protein-containing complex.
AUGAAACACCUGCUGCUGCUCACCCUGUCUGCCCUGCUCUGCUGCUGGGUCUCAGCUGACACUAGAUGUCAUUCCUGCUACAAGGUCCCUGUGCUGGGCUGUGUGGACCGCCAGUCCUGUCGCCUGGAGCCAGGCCACAAAUGCUUGACAACAAAUGUGUACCUUGGGAAGAUGUGGGUCUUCUCUAACCUGCGCUGUGGCACACCAGAGGAGCCUUGUGUGGAGGCUUUCAACCAAACCAACCACAGGCUGGGCCUGAACUACAACACUACCUGCUGUGACAAGGACAACUGCAAUAGCCCAGCUCCGAGGCCCACGCCUGCCCUGGCUCUUGUCUCUCUCACCUCCUUGGCUGGCCUUGGCCUUUGGUUAUUGCACUGA